ACUGCGGGGCCGUGGCCGCGAGCUGCAACAUGGCGGCGCCGGGCCCGCGGUUGUUCCUGGCGGCGGCCGCGCUGCUGCUCCUGGCCGGCGCCCGGGCCCUGGCGCCCAGCCACCGUCUCACCGGCCGCGACCUGGCGCGGCUGCGGGCGGCGCUGGAGCGGCCCUUCGCCGACCUGCAGGGCGCCUUCCACUCCAUCGUGGGCCUCAGCAGCCUGGGCGCGCGGGUGGCCGACGAGAAGGCUGCUUGCAAUUUCAUCAAAUCUAAUGCAGACUCCAGCAGCGUCGAUUCCCUUUUUUAUGCUGCACAGUCCAUCCGAGUCCUGUCUGGAUGUGAGGUUACUGUUUCAAAUGAGACAAGGGAGUUGCUUCUUGGAGCUGUCAGUGAGGAUUCUUCUGUCACCCAGAUCUUCCAUGCUGUUGGGGCCCUGAGUGGCUUUGGCCUUCCUUUAGCAUCUCAGGAAGCACUUAGUGCUCUUACUGCUCGUCUUAGCAAAGAAGAAAGCGUGCUGGCAACCAUCCAGGCUUUGGAAACGGCGUCUUAUUUGUCCCAGCAGGCAGACCUAAGUGGCAUUGUUGAAGAAAUAGAGGAUCUUGUUGCUCGCCUGGAUGACCUGGGUGGAGUUUAUCUGCAAUUCGAAGAAGGAAUCGAGACUACUGCACUAUUUAUUGCUGCUGCCUAUAAGCUGUCGGACCAUGUGGGUACAGAGCCAGCAAUGAAGGAGGAUCAAAUUAUUCAGUUGAUGAAUGCAAUUUUUAGCAAAAAGCAUUUUGAGACGCUUUCAGAGGCCUUCAGUGUUGCUUGUGCUGCAGGUGCUUUAUCUCGGAACCGUUACCACUUGCCUGUCAUUAUUGUCCCUGAUGGGCCUGCAGCUGUCUCUCACCAUCAGCCUGUGCUCAGGCUACAAGUGACCGACGUUAUGUCUCAGCCACUGACUCAAGCUUCUGUGAAGCUAGACUAUGCUAAGUCCGCAUCUACCAAAGCUAUUGUCCUUCAACAGACAGCAUUUGCUUUGUCAGAAAAUACCUUUGAGCUGAACUUCAUGAGUAUCAAACCUGCAAGUGGAUAUUAUGAUUUCUCCAUCAGUGUUGAUGGAGAUAAACGAUUUAUUGCUAACAAAGUUGAGUUGAAAGUAAAAGUUUCCACAGAGGUUGGGGUUACAAAUGUAGAUCUUUCUACCGUGGAUAAAGAUCAGAGCAUUGCGCCAAAAACAACCAGAGUAGCUUAUCCAGCCAAAGCCAAGGGUUCAUUCACUGCUGACAGCCAUCAGAAUUUUGCUUUGUCCUUCCAGCUGAUAGAUGUGAAUAGUGGAGCUGAGCUCAUCCCUCACCAGACUUUUGUCCGACUUCACAACCAAAAGACUGGCCAAGAGGUAGUGUUUGUUGCAGAACCAGAUAGCAAGAAUGUAUACAAAUUUGAGCUGGACACUUCUGAGCGAAAGACCGAGUUUGACUCUGCUUCUGGUACCUAUACUCUUUACCUGAUCAUUGGAGAUGCCACUCUGGAAAAUCCAAUCCUGUGGAAUGUGGCUGAUGUUGUUAUCAAAUUUCCAGAAGAGGAUGCUCCAUCCACAGUCCAGUCCAAGAACCUCUUUGUACCCAAACCUGAAAUCCAGCACCUGUUCAGGGAACCUGAGAAGAGGCCUCCUACUGUGGUGUCUAACACAUUCACAGCACUGAUUCUCUCCCCCUUGCUUUUGCUGCUCAUUCUGUGGAUAAAGAUUGGUGCCAACAUCUCCAACUUCAGUUUUGCUCCCAGCACCAUUCUUUUUCACAUGGGACAUGCUGCAAUGUUGGGACUCAUGUAUGUCUACUGGACUCAGCUCAACAUGUUCCAGACUCUAAAGUACUUGGCCAUUCUGGGUGGUGUGACAUUUCUGGCAGGCAACAGGAUGCUGGCCCAGAAAGCAGUAAAACGGAUCGCUGCAGAGCAGAGCAGUAGGUUGGCAAAGUAUAGAACACUGCGAUAAAAAGGGGUUUUGCUAGUGACCAGCUCUUCUAGAAAACACACUAGUACCAGAAGAAUGGAAGAAAUGGAGAAAACAAAGCAAAUGUCUUCAGGAAAGAGGUGAAUAAGUAACUGAAAGACCGAAAGAAGGAAGGCAGAAGCUGAAAUUUUUUUUAUAUAUUAAGUCAAGAGGUUCCAGUUAUACUUUUUUUUUUUUAAAAAAAAAAACUGUUUUCCACAAUUGUGUUUAAUGCUGCUUGAGUACUUUUCACGUGAAUCCAGCAAAUUUUCUCCCUUGAAUCCUCCCCCAGUUCAUCCCCCCAGGACAUUUGAGUUUCCUUUAGGAAAUAAAAGAAAAAAUGAAAAUAAUAAUUCUGCCUUUCCCUAGGCACCCUCUCCUCAUCCCAUACACCUGUGAAUAAAGAGGAAAGAAUGGUUUGA
Messenger RNA from Rhea pennata, 2386 nucleotides. It is a transcript of the gene RPN2, whose product is annotated as ribophorin II. Gene Ontology annotation, biological process: protein N-linked glycosylation. The record is from RefSeq and is a predicted model, not a curated record. Gene Ontology annotation, cellular component: oligosaccharyltransferase complex; membrane. The transcript is spliced from 18 exons. Bases 30 to 1967 code for a protein of 645 amino acids. Lineage: Eukaryota; Metazoa; Chordata; Aves; Rheiformes; Rheidae.